This is a messenger RNA of Synchytrium microbalum, 717 nucleotides long. RefSeq lists its product as uncharacterized. Lineage: Eukaryota; Fungi; Chytridiomycota; Chytridiomycetes; Synchytriales; Synchytriaceae. Gene Ontology annotation, molecular function: protein binding. The record is from RefSeq and is a predicted model, not a curated record. Gene Ontology annotation, biological process: cytoplasmic translation. The transcript is spliced from 2 exons. The coding region runs from base 1 to 717 and encodes 238 amino acids.
AUGUCGUCAAAUCAUGAAGAAGAGCAACGAAAUGAACUUGAAGCCUUGCAGGCUAUAUACCCCGAUGAAUUUACAGCUUUAUCUGACAAGGAGUUUUCGAUCGAGAUUCAUGCUGAUGACUACCCGGAGUGCUCUCUUUCACUAAAAAUAACAUAUCCAUCCUCAUACCCAGACAUCAUCCCCGAAAUUGAACUUGAGGACGACGAAGGCAUCAACGAAGAGGAGCUUGAAUACUUAAAAUCUAAUGCCAUAAAGGAAGCUGAAUCAAACCUCGGCAUGGCAUCCGUAUUCGCCAUUGUCGCAUCAACAAAGGACUGUCUCGAAUCAACAAUUAAAAAGAGACUAGAACUAGCUGCUCACCAAGCCGCCGAACGAAUACGACUGGAAGAAGAAGCUGAAGCUAUACGUUUCGCUGGAUCCAAAGUCACGCCUGAGGUAUUUGAUGCAUGGUGGGAGAGGUUUCAGAGUGAGAUGGCUGCUGAAGAGUUGCGUAUUGCUAAAGAGAAGGGAAUACAGUUAGAUAGGUUUAAAGGUAAGCUAACUGGACGUCAAUUGUUUGAGAAGGAUAAGACGCUUGCUGCUUCGGAUGUCAAGUUGGUUGGGGUUGAUGAUGUUGCGGUUGAUAUGCAUCUGUUUGAAGGGCUUGAUGAUCUGGAUAGUGAUGAUGAGGAUGACAACGAGGUGCUUGCUAAUAUACGUGGUGGUGGUGAUGAUUAA